This is a messenger RNA of Drosophila melanogaster (fruit fly), 1561 nucleotides long. RefSeq lists its product as uncharacterized. Lineage: Eukaryota; Metazoa; Arthropoda; Insecta; Diptera; Drosophilidae. Bases 115 to 771 code for a protein of 218 amino acids. The transcript has a single exon. The record is from RefSeq and is marked reviewed.
GGAACAUAAGUACCAAAAUUAACCGAAACGAAAAUUCAAACCCAGUCGGACUCAUCCCCUACCAGCCAGGAACCAUACACCGAAAAAAGAAGGAACCAAAGGACACAGGACAUAAUGGAGCUGUGGCAGAAGCUACGAGUGCAGUUUAAUGACUUCUUCCACGCGAACUACCCGUACAUAGCGCUCUACAGCGGACUGGGCGUGGCAGUAACAGCCUACUUGCACUACCAAUGGAGCGUGCACCACUACGACCUCAUGUACUGGAAGCGUUUGGCGGAGGUCUUCUCGCAGGACAUCGACUGCAUCCAGCUGGCUAUACUGCUCUUGAUCUUCGCGAUCAACGCCAUUUUCGUAUUCAUCAUCCUGAGCGUCUAUCUGCGCCCAGCCCUCGACAAUGGCAGUGAGAUGUCCUUGCUGGAGAUCAAGGAUCGCUAUGCCCGGUUCAUACUGCUCCGCCUGAUAGCCCGUCUCGAUCGCAUACAGUCGAAGAUCUCAGCGAAGCGUAAGAGCCUCACCUUCCAGCACUAUGUGAGGGCACACACGAACAUGGUAAAGGCGGUGGCCGUGUUCCGCAAGGAUGCACGCAAGCUAAUCCUGCCGAAUGAGAGCGAGAUCCUGAUGCCCAUCGAGGACAUCUACGGGGUGGCUGAUGACGAAGAACGACUGCUUCGGCGAUCGGGCUACUACAAGCUGAUCAUCGACACCACCGACGAGACGGUCAAGUCUCUGUUCAACGCCAAGCUGGAGGAGAUCCUGUUCCCAACCAGCUAGACGACUCGGCGGUUCCGAUUGAAACUUUGAGUAAACUGCAGUCCAACACUAAUUGCCUUUAUCUACUCUGCCAGAGCCGCAGCUCCGAGGGCCCCUUCUUAAAGCCGUUUUAUUGUUUCAAUUGUUUGGCUUGGCAGCUUUUUAUGGCCGCAUUGUGCGCCGGGCCAACAAUAACAGGCCAGUCGGAGACUGUCAGCCGUCCCCAACCCCCAAUAACAAUAAUGGCAAAAGAAACAGCAGCAGAAACAGCAGCAGAAACAGAAGCAGAAGCAGUUGCAGAACCAGACCAGAACUAGAAACAAAACUCCAACGAGGAACAGAGACUAAACUAAAAUGCCAGCCCAUGUCUGCACAGCUCAAAACAAUAUCUAAUGUUGUCUACGGCAAAAUAUUUUGCAAAGCGUCUUUUUGUUUUGCCCGAUUUCUGUGUCCUUCAGGCCUUUGUGUGUCGACUUUUCUUUAAAAUUAGCUAAAAGGUUGUGUAAAUUUAACUGAAAGUGGGAUAGCAGUGAAAGAAAAGCGUUGCAGGGGAUAAAGGAUUCUUGGAAUGCAUCGUGGGUACGAAAAGCAACAAGGGCGACUAGGAAAUAUAAAUAAAUUUUCUUAUGGGAUGAUAUCUAACUAAAUUACAUUUUCGGAUGGCAUGAAGUGGACUAGAGUCCGCAGUCAUUAGUGAUUUAAUCUAGAAAAAGAGGGGAAGAACCUUUUAGGAGGAGCGUCAAAUUAGCAUCAAUAAAAUUGGGCAAUAAUAAAUUAAAUUCAUAAAUUCAAACACUCAACAAAAUUAUAU